Molecule: messenger RNA, 1307 nt
Organism: Cicer arietinum (chickpea)
Lineage: Eukaryota; Viridiplantae; Streptophyta; Magnoliopsida; Fabales; Fabaceae
Product: probable pectinesterase 53
Biological process (GO): pectin catabolic process; cell wall modification
Molecular function (GO): pectinesterase activity
Source: RefSeq, a predicted model, not a curated record
CAGAGCACUAACUAAUUUUUAACAGAACUUCAAGUUCCAAAACACCAUUCUCCAUCAUUUUUCAUUUCUCACAAUUAUCUGAAUGAGAAUGUCAAAAUAUGAUUACAUUUUCAGCAUGUUGGUAGUUCUUAUUCUUGUUGUGCAAAAUCUUAAAACAAUACAAUGUCAUACAAAGGGAAUUAGACCAAUAAGUUCUUCUUCAGGGAACAAUACAACAAGAACAGAGUUAACAGAACAACAAUUCAUGAAAUGGGUGAGUUUUGUUGGUGGUCUCAAACACACAGUUUUCAAGGCUGCAAAAAAUAAGCUCUUUGCUUCUUACACUUUGCACGUUGAUAAGGAUCCUUCUAUUGGAGAUUUCACCACUAUUCAAGAAGCCAUUGAUUCCCUUCCAUCCAUCAAUCUUGUUAGAGUUGUCAUCAAAGUUCAUGCAGGUGUUUACAUGGAGAAAGUGAACAUUCCUCCAUUAAAAUCAUUCAUAACCAUAGAAGGAGAUGAUGCAGAUACAACAAUUGUUCAAUGGGGUGACACUGCUCAAACACCUGGUCCAAAAGGGACUCCAAUGGGAACACAUGGUUCAGCAACUUUUGCAGUUAAUUCACCUUAUUUCAUUGCUAAGAACAUUACAUUCCAAAAUACUUUUCCUGUUCCUGCACCAGGAGCAAUGGGAAAACAGGCAGUGGCAUUUAGAAUAUCAGCAGACACAGCAUCAUUUUUAGGAUGCAAAUUUUUAGGAGCACAAGAUACACUUUAUGAUCAUGUUGGUAGACAUUACUAUAAGGAUUGUUACAUUGAAGGUUCUGUUGAUUUCAUCUUUGGCAAUGCUCUUUCAUUUAUGAAGGGAUGUCACGUGCAUGCAAUAGCAAGAAAUGCAGGGGCAGUAACAGCACAAGGAAGAAGCAAUGAAUUGGAAGACACAGGAUUUUCAUUUGUGAAUUGUAAGGUGACAGGUUCAGGAGCAUUAUACCUAGGAAGAGCUUGGGGUCGUUAUUCUCGUGUAGUCUUUGCUUAUACAUAUAUGGAUAAUAUCAUCAUUCCUAAGGGAUGGUAUAAUUGGGGUGAUCCUAAUCGUGAAAUGACUGUAUUCUAUGGACAAUACAAAUGCAGAGGAGAUGGAGCAAACUUUGCAGGAAGAGUAUCAUGGUCAAGAGAAUUAACUGAUGAUCAAGCUAAACCUUUUCUUUCACUUUCUUUUAUUGAUGGCACUGAAUGGAUCAAUUUUUAGUUUAUUCAUAUAUAUAUAUACACAUUGAUUCAUUUUUUAAAAUAUAGUUUAUUUUCUUGGUGGAAAUUUUUGUGAUGGUAAA